CAAGAAUAGAAACUCCUUACUUACCGAAGGGUGACUAGCUUUCGCUACUAAUUUGCUUAUUGAUUUUUACACAACAAGUUAUAACCGAUACGUCAAAGAUAUACGUGAACAUUCAAAAUAUGGCACCAAAAGGUCCAGCAAUCGGAAUUGAUUUGGGAACAACGUUCUCCUGUGUGGGUGUGUUCCAACAUGGAGCAGUUGAAAUUAUAGCCAACGAUCAAGGAAACAGAACCACGCCAAGUUAUGUGGCUUUUACAGAUUCGGAAAGAUUAAUUGGUGACAGCGCGAAAAACCAAGUGGCUUUAAAUCCAUCCAACACAAUAUUUGAUGCCAAGCGUCUGAUCGGAAGAAAGUUUGAUGAUGCAACAAUUCAGUCUGAUAUGAAACACUGGCCAUUUAAAGUGGUGAAGGACGGAGACAAGCCAAAGUUACAAGCGGAAUUCAAGAACGAAUUGAAGACAUUUUCACCAGAAGAAGUUAGUGCUAUGGUAUUGACUAAAAUGAAAGAGACAGCUGAAGCCUAUCUUGGUGAGAAUGUUACAAAUGCUGUAAUUACGGUACCAGCUUAUUUUACUGAUAGUCAAAGAUCAGCAACUAAGGACGCUGGGGUGAUCGCUGGUUUAAACGUCUUGAGAAUCAUUAAUGAACCUACUGCCGCUGCUUUGGCCUAUGGAUUGGACAAGAAGACAGAUACAGAACAACAUAUCUUGAUAUUCGAUUUGGGUGGUGGAACAUUCGAUGUGUCAAUUCUAGCAAUAGAAGAUGGUGUAUUUGAAGUGCUAGCUACAGCUGGUGAUACGCAUCUUGGUGGAGAAGAUUUUGACAACAGAAUGGUGAACUAUUUUACCCAAGAAUUCAAGAGAAAAUUUGGUAAAGAUUUGUCUAAGAGUUCCAGAGCUUUAAGAAGGUUAAGAACAGCCUGUGAAAGAGCUAAAAGAACAUUAUCGAGCAGUGCAGAAGCUAACAUCGAAAUUGACGCCUUAUUUGAAGGUUUUGAUUUCUACUCGAAAAUAACCAGAGCUCGAUUUGAGGACUUGUGUGCGGAUUUGUUCCGUAAUACUAUGGUUCCAGUAGAAAAAGCUCUCAAAGAUGCAAAAUUAGACAAGUCUAAAAUUGACGAAGUGGUGCUUGUCGGAGGUUCUACCAGAAUUCCAAAGAUACAGAAACUCUUAAAAGACUUUAUGAAUGGUAAAGAGUUGAACAAAUCUAUUAAUCCCGAUGAAGCUGUGGCUUAUGGUGCGGCUGUCCAAGCAGCUGUAUUGAUUGGAGAUAAAAGCGAGAAGAUUAAAGAUGUACUGUUAGUUGAUGUAGCACCUUUGUCUCUGGGUAUUGAGACAGCUGGUGGUGUUAUGACUAGAAUCAUAGAAAGAAAUACAAGAAUACCAACUAAACAUUCCCAAAUCUUUACAACGUAUUCUGAUAAUCAACCAGGAGUAAGUAUACAGGUAUAUGAAGGUGAGAGAACUAUGACAAAAGACAACCAUCCUAUGGGUAAUUUUGAAUUAUCUGGUAUACCACCAGCACCUCGUGGAGUACCUCAGAUUGAAGUGAGUUUUGAUAUUGAUGCUAAUGGUAUAUUAAAUGUAUUAGCGGAAGACAAGAGUACUGGUAAGAGCAAUAAGAUUACUAUCACCAAUGAUAAAGGUCGCUUAUCCAGUGAAGAAAUUGAGAAACUUGUUCAGGAAGCAGAAAAAUAUAAAGAUGAGGACGAGAAACAGAAGAGAAAAAUAAGUGCUAGAAACCAACUGGAGUCGUAUGUGUUCAAUGUUAAACAAGUUUUGGACAAUGGUGGAGCUGAUAAAAUCUGCGAUUCAGAUAAAGAAACUGUUAAACAAUGUUGUGAUGAGACAAUACAAUGGUUAGAUAAUAAUGCCUUAGCUGAAAAAGACGAAUAUGAACAUAGAUUAGACGAAGUACAAAAGGUUUGUUCACCAAUAAUGACCAAACUACAUGGUGAAGCUAACGGCCAAUCAACCGACCCCACUGGGCGAUCUGGUGGUAACCAAGGUCCUACUGUGGAAGAAAUUGAUUAAAAUGUGUGUAUUAAUUUCCUUUCUUAACCACUGAACUUUAAAUACUUGUAAAAAUGUCGUGUAAGCAUUGAAAAUGCCCUGUUCAUAUUGUAAUUAUUGAGAUAUAUUGAAAUAUUCAUUGAUUGUAAAAAUGUAAAUAUUCACUGAUUUUAUAGAUAUUUAUUUAUUGUAUAAUUUUCAUUUAUAAUCGCGAUAUCAUUUUUGAACUUUUACUGGUAUUUUGAUAUUAAAUUUGAUCAAAUUUAACGUAAAACGAUCUCAAACUUAAUGUUACAAGAUUGUGUGAACUGUUCACAAGUUUAUUAUGUUAUAACUCUUAUAUAAUGAUAACUGUUUACAAGUUUAUUAUGUUAUAACUCUUAUAUAAUGAUAACUGUUUACAAGUUUAUAAUGUUAUAACUCUUUACAAGUUAAUAAAAAAUGUUAUACUAUUCCC
Messenger RNA from Lottia gigantea (owl limpet), 2469 nucleotides. RefSeq lists its product as hypothetical. Gene Ontology annotation, biological process: protein refolding; cellular response to unfolded protein. Gene Ontology annotation, cellular component: cytoplasm. Gene Ontology annotation, molecular function: heat shock protein binding; ATP binding; misfolded protein binding. The transcript has a single exon. The record is from RefSeq and is a predicted model, not a curated record. NCBI's taxonomy places the organism in Eukaryota, Metazoa, Mollusca, Gastropoda, Lottiidae. The coding region runs from base 120 to 2033 and encodes 637 amino acids.